AUCCCAUUUAGCUCGUCAUACACCCUCCAGCCACACACACAGGCAGUCUGUCACCCCACUCAAACACGCCGCCGCUCCGCGCCAUGACGCACACACACCGUCCACCAACAAAGCAGUCAGUCAGUCUCUCUAACACACCUGCGGCAAUGGCCAGACCGACAGGGAGGCUCUCUGUACACUCGAGAGUUGAAAGAUGAAUCAGUCAGUCUAGGGCUAUGUCCAGCCAGUUGCGGAACACCCUCUCUGCAUCGGGCCCCAUCACCUCACGCACCGCCUUCACUGUCUGGGGGAACCUGGCGGCUCCCUUCUUGCCAUCCACCGGUCGCUCUGUCGUGUAGAGGCUGGCAUCGGCAAAGGUGGGGUUGCUGCCGAUGAUGAUGGUGAUGUGGGUCUCGAAUGUCUGUCCUGGUUGGUCGCCAUGGAGCACUAUCAUGCGGUGGAAGAGUCCUUCUCCCACCCUAUGGCCCGUGCUGAUGGUGUGGCGGCCCCAGAUGGGCGGCUGCUGGAUGGUCAGGUGCCGCUGAAGAGAAAGGCAGAUUUGACAAUGAGUGAGUGGGGCAGCUGGUGAGGUAAUCGUGUUGGGCUGUGUGGCUGACCAGUCGGUUGUAGCGUGGGGCGUCGUUGUCCGGGUUGACAUACUGGACCGCGACCGGCGACCCUCUAUGACGCAUCCUGGUCAGACACAUCAUGGCAGAGCGGUGCAGCCAAUGUGGCCGUGUGUGUCACUCUGCUCAUUUUUCUCACUCAUCCAACACAGCGUCGCGAACUGAAGCAUAGACAUCACCUGCAAACAAACACACGCGCACAACUAAAUGAUCCAUUGCCCAUAGCUCUGCCCCCCUCCCUCACCUAGAAACUCACACACGGGGUUGGCCUCGUCGUAUCCAUUGCGGAAGGGAUGGUCGGCCGGCAGCGUCUGCAGAGGGCGAAUGACCAGCAGCGCCCUACCCAGCCGCUCCUCGCCAUUGCUGCGGCGCUCGAGCGUCACACCGAUGUGGCGGCCGAUGAGGGAGAGCUGCCGCAGCGCCUCACACCGCCCGUCGAAGACCGCCCGGCUGCCCACCCCCUCCACAUCAGCACUGCUCAGCUCUAUCGGCAACGUCACGCCUCCCCGCCCCUGAUGCUUGGCCACUCUGAUGAUGGGCUCCCACGCCGCCCACUCGCCGCUGUUGUCGAUGAUGUACACCAGGUCCAGCAGCAGGUCGAGGGAUGUCAGGUCAGGAAAGAGGGUGAUGAUGCCUUCGAUGCCCUUGGCGGCCAGCUGGGCGUCUAUUUUUUCCUUGACGCGCUGCAGGAGAGUGCUCUCGAUGGUCUCCUUGUUAUGGUGCAGCAGCAGCUGUUGCUGGGUGAGGGGGCCGCUGGCGAUCUGUGCGAUGAGUGCGCCUCUGUUGGCCCCCGAGCGGGCCACUUCGCUGAUCAAAAAGGGUAGCAGCUCUUGAGGCCUGGUGGGGCGGCCGUGGCCCGACAGACAUUGCCUGACGGGUAAAAUGAACCAACAUGAAGAGAGCGAAGAGCCACAUCGAGGCACCGUGGCGCAUUUUGUAUCUCUGUGUGUGCGCCCUUCAUUCACCUGUGGCUGCGGCAAGUCGGCUACAUCAGCAGCAGCAGCAGCGGAUGAAGAUGACGCUGCAGCCGCCAUGCUAGGUCGAAAG
Vitrella brassicaformis is the source of this 1652-nucleotide messenger RNA. The record is from the annotation of a GenBank genome assembly. NCBI's taxonomy places the organism in Eukaryota, Vitrellaceae.